Molecule: messenger RNA, 1251 nt
Organism: Vigna umbellata (rice bean)
Lineage: Eukaryota; Viridiplantae; Streptophyta; Magnoliopsida; Fabales; Fabaceae
Source: RefSeq, a predicted model, not a curated record
UAAAGCGCAUAGGGAGAGAAAGUUACGGUAUGUUUGGUGUCGUGGCUUAAGUUUUAUAGUGUGUUAGUGUGACACUGCGAAGAGCACACGAGAGGCCAAGUCCUCUCCUUUUCACUGCGGUUGCGAAACCUCACUUCCAUUCCAUGGUAAUGGAUGCACCCAAUCCUUCUUCCUCCGCCGCCUCCUCCUUCCUCGCCAAUCUCCCCUCUCGAGGCCACUUCUCUUCCACCGUCGUUUCGUCCAAUCCGGUACUUCAAUUCCCCUUUUUCUCUUCUCAUUCUUUAUAUUUUUUCGAUUUCGGAUUUCGAGACCUACCUACAUUCACUGCGAUGAUUUCAGAUCCGUGUGCUUUCAGAACGUUUUCUCCCUCUGCCUUUUCUGGCAAUGUAUUGAAUAUAAACUUCUUCAUAGAUGCUGUUGGAGAAGACAAUGAGAAGGAGAAAAUGAAUAUAGUUUUUUGCACAGAGCAACUUAUGCACGGGGGGAGAGGGCCUAUAUAUGCGAUUCAUGAUACAUCGCCACCAGAAGGUCAACAUAUUAAGACAAACCAACAAAACAUACUGAUUAGAUCACUCACCCUCAAGAAACAAAGGGGCGAUUCCAGCUCAAAGGAUGGAUCUGAUGGUUCCAGAAAGAGGAAUGCUGAAAAGGUUUUGGAAAGAUCUUCAGCCAAGAAAACAAAUAAUCAAAUAAAUUCCCGACAAGAGGGAUCAAACAGUCAAACAGCCACUAGGGACUUGCACAACCUGACGGUAGAGAGACUUCGUGCUCUUUUGAAAGCUAAAGGUCUUUCAACCAAGGGAAAGAAGGAGGAGCUUAUUACUCGUCUAAAAGACGCAACUGGUUAAAGCAUAGCGUGGUGGUAGGAAUAUCCUGUUCAUUAAGCAUCCAAUGUAAGAGUAGUUAGUGUUUAAUGUAACUUAGGAUCUGGAACUAAUAUAUAUAUAUAUAUACAUACAUACCCAGUGCAAAAUACAGUUACAGAUGAAUAUUAUCGUUUUGGAGCUAUUACCGUUUCGCGACUAUCAAGUAUGUUUGUUGGGGCAUGAUUUGUAGGGGUCAACUACAGAAUUGGACAGUCAAUGGUGGUUUUCAAGUUUUAAUUACGAUCUGCGGUUGCAUCCUUGUCUUUAGCAUAUCAACUCUUGUUAAGUUAGACAUGUAACGGUUACCAAUAACAUGAGGAAUAUCUUGUAUUGUUAACCAUUGCAUUGAGAUUUUUUAAAUAAUCAAGUAGUCAAUUCCAACAUC